Molecule: messenger RNA, 6175 nt
Organism: Hemicordylus capensis (graceful crag lizard)
Lineage: Eukaryota; Metazoa; Chordata; Lepidosauria; Squamata; Cordylidae
Gene: KDM5C
Product: lysine demethylase 5C
Exons: 27
Coding region: 527-5311 (1594 amino acids)
Biological process (GO): chromatin remodeling
Cellular component (GO): nucleus
Molecular function (GO): DNA binding; histone demethylase activity
Source: RefSeq, a predicted model, not a curated record
GGUUGAAUUCUUCCGCCUUGGCCCUCGGGAACUUUUUCUUAUGCUUUCUUUUGCCUCUGGAGCCUGCGACGUAAACUAGCGCACUUAGAUGAGACUUUUAGAGGGGGGUUCUUACAUUAGAGAGAUUUUUCUAGGGGGGUGCGGUGACGCUUCGAGGAGGAGCCUUUUGCACCUGAGGAGACUGGCGGAGGGAGACGCUUUGCUGUUGAUGGGAUAGACUCAGUGGAGGGUAUUGAGAAAGUCCAAGAUGGCGGUGGCUGCUAGGCCGAGGGGACCCGGCAGGCCCUGAGCUUAGGGAGGUGGGGAGGACGAAAGCCACAUUGGGUCCGGAGAGGCGCCGGGGAGACCCCGAGGAGGCAGCAGUGCGGGAGAAGCCAGAGGAAGUGCGGUCCACGGGGAGGCAUUGACGGCUGAGCGGCCUAGUUACCCCCGCCCGGCAGGCCUGCGGCUCGAGUGAGGGGGGAGGGGCCAGGCAUGGCCCCCUGAGGGGCCCCCCAGGGAGAGGGGAAGGAAGGGGGUGGGGGGCAUGGAGCCCAGGGAGGAGCAGGGGGAGCUGAGCGAAGGGGGAGAGCAAGGCGCCUGGGGGGAAAAGGGGGAGAGAGGAGCCCGGAGCUCAAGGGGUCCCUCGGGGGAAAGGGGGGAGCAUGGGGACUGGGGGGACCGUGCUGGCCCCAGGGCAGCAGAGAAGGGAGAGUGGGGUGCUAAGGGUGAGCGGGCUCCUCGCAUCGACAAGACCGAGCAGGGAGAUGGGGGUCCUCGUGGGGAGCGGCCUCUGAGGGCUCCCAGAGUGGCAGAGCAGGCUGAUAAGGGGCUGUGGGGAGCAGAGCAAGGUGAAUGGGUGGAGCGGGGCCCACCUUGGGUUGCGGAUCCUGACCCCCUGUUGCCCCCUGAGGAUUUCUUGCCGCCACCUGAGUGCCCUGUCUUUGAGCCCAGUUGGGCCGAAUUCAGUGAUCCACUAGGUUACAUCGCCAAGAUCCGGCCCAUCGCAGAAAAGAGUGGCAUCUGCAAAAUCCGCCCUCCCGCUGACUGGCAGCCUCCGUUUGCUGUGGAAGUAGAUAACUUCCGGUUUACUCCACGAAUACAGAGGCUCAAUGAACUGGAGGCGCAGACAAGGGUGAAGCUGAACUAUUUGGAUCAGAUUGCAAAGUUUUGGGAGAUUCAAGGCACUUCACUGAAAAUUCCCAACGUAGAGAGGAGGAUCCUCGAUUUGUACAGCCUAAGCAAAAUUGUGAUGGAAGAAGGUGGAUAUGAAGCUAUCUGCAAGGAUCGCCGGUGGGCACGAGUGGCUCAGCGCCUUUCCUAUCCAUCGGGGAAGAACAUUGGUUCCCUCCUUCGCUCCCACUAUGAGCGCAUAAUCUACCCUUAUGAAAUGUACCAGUCAGGUGCCAACUUGGUGCAGUGCAAUACCCACCCAUUUGACGAGGAGAAGGACAAGGAGUACAAGCCACACAGCAUCCCAUUGCGCCAGUCAGUCCAACCCUCCAAGUUCAACAGCUAUGGGCGCCGGGCCAAGCGUCUGCAGCAGGAGCCAGAGCCAACAGAGGAAGACAUUGAGAAGAACCCAGAGCUGAAGAAACUGCAGAUUUAUGGUGCUGGCCCUAAAAUGCUGGGUCUGGGCCUUGUGGCCAAGGACAAGAACAUGCGCAAGAAAGACAAAGAGAUGCCUGAAUGUCCUCCAACAGUGAUAGUGAAAGAGGAGACCCCUGUUCCAGAGACGAAGCUGGAGCCCACCUCACCCCGAGGCUAUGCAAAUAUAAAAGAAGAGUUGAGGCACAGUCCAGAACCUUGUACCAAGAUGACGAUGCGCCUUCGUCGCAACCACAACACUCAGUUUAUUGAGUCUUAUGUUUGCCGGAUCUGUGCACGGGGAGAUGAGGAUGACAAGUUGUUGCUUUGUGAUGGCUGUGAUGACAACUACCACAUCUUCUGCCUAUUGCCACCCUUGCCUGAGAUUCCCAAAGGUGUCUGGAGGUGUCCCAAAUGUGUAAUGGCGGAAUGCAAGCGCCCCCCAGAGGCUUUUGGCUUUGAGCAGGCCACUCGAGAGUACACGCUACAGAGCUUUGGCGAGAUGGCAGAUUCUUACAAGGCUGACUACUUCAACAUGCCUGUACAUAUGGUGCCAACAGAGCUGGUGGAGAAGGAGUUCUGGCGCUUGGUGAACAGCAUUGAAGAAGAUGUAACAGUGGAGUAUGGGGCGGACAUUCAUUCCAAGGAGUUUGGAAGUGGCUUCCCCAUCAAUGAUGGCAAAAGGCAGCUCUCUCCAGAGGAAGAGGAAUAUGCAGCCAGCGGCUGGAAUCUUAAUGUGAUGCCGGUGCUAAAGCAGUCAGUGCUCUGCCACAUUAACGCUGAUAUUUCAGGCAUGAAGGUGCCAUGGCUUUAUGUAGGCAUGGUGUUCUCUGCCUUCUGCUGGCACAUUGAGGAUCAUUGGAGUUACUCUAUUAACUACCUCCAUUGGGGUGAGCCCAAGACCUGGUAUGGGGUUCCAUCCUUUGCAGCUGAACAUCUGGAAGAGGUCAUGAAGAAACUGACCCCAGAACUGUUUGAGAGCCAGCCAGACCUGCUGCACCAGUUGGUGACGCUCAUGAACCCCAACACACUUAUGGCACACGGGGUUCCAGUUGUCCGGACCAAUCAGUGUGCUGGAGAGUUUGUCAUUACUUUUCCUAGAGCCUAUCACAGUGGUUUCAACCAGGGCUAUAACUUUGCUGAAGCAGUCAACUUCUGCACUGCUGACUGGUUGCCAGCUGGUCGCCAGUGCAUUGAACACUACCGCCGCCUCCGCCGCUACUGUGUCUUCUCCCAUGAGGAGCUUAUCUGCAAGAUGGCUGCUUGCCCUGAGAAGCUGGAUCUGAACUUGGCAGCUGCUGUGCACAAGGAGAUGUUUAUUUUGGUGCAAGAGGAGCGCAAACUGCGUAAGGCUCUCCUGGACAAGGGCAUCACGGAGGCAGAGCGAGAAGCCUUUGAGCUGCUCCCAGAUGAUGAGCGCCAGUGUGAUAAAUGCAAAACCACCUGCUUCCUAUCAGCUCUGGCUUGCUAUGAUUGCCCAGAUUGUCUCGUCUGUCUCUACCACAUCAAUGACCUUUGCAAGUGCCCCAGCAGCAAGCAGUAUCUCAGGUAUCGUUACACUUUGGAUGAACUCCCAGCCAUGUUACACAAGUUGAAGGUUCGAGCGGAGUGUUUUGACACCUGGGCCAACAAGGUUCGGAUUGCCUUAGAAGUGGAAGACGGACGCAAGAGAACCUUGGAGGAAUUGCGUGCACUGGAGUCGGAAGCACGUGAGAGGAAGUUCCCAGAGAACGAACUGCUCCAUCGACUCAAAUCCUGUCUGAGUGAAGCAGAAAAGUGUGUCUCUGAGGCUCUGGGUCUGAUAAGUGGCCAAGAAACAGGGGAACCAUCAGUCCAUAUGACCGUGGAGGAACUGCGUGUCUUCCUGGAGCAAAUGAGCAAUUUGCCCUGUGUCAUGCACCAGAUAAAGGAGGUCCAGGGUGUGUUGGAAACAGUGGAAGCCUUCCAAGCAGAGGUUCAGGAGGCUCUGCAGGAUCUUCCAGCCAACUCCCCAGAGCUACAUAAACUACUGGCCCAGGGGACACGGCUAGGGGUGGAGGUGCCAGAAAUGGAACUGCUGGAAAGGCAGGUGCAACAGGCUGUCUGGCUGGAGGAAGUCAAGCAAACGCUGCGUUCGCCCCAGGAUAAGGUCACGCUCUCUGUCAUGAGGGCUCUCAUCACCUCUGGCUGUGGGGUUGCUCCCAGUCCUGCUGUGGACAAGGCCAUGGCUGAACUGCAGGAGUUACUCACCAUCGCCCAGCGUUGGGAGGAAAAGGCUCAAAUGUGCCUGGAGGCCAGGCAAAAGCACCCACCAGCUACAUUGGAGGCCAUCAUCAAAGAGGCAGAAAACAUCCCAGUACAUCUGCCCAAUAUCCUGGCCCUCAAGGAAGCACUCUCUAAAGCCCAGGCUUGGAUUGCUGACGUGGAGGAGAUUCAGAAUGGUGACCAUUAUCCCUGUCUCGAUGACCUGGAGGGGCUCGUGGCUGUGGGUCGGGACUUGCCAGUGCGCCUGGAGGAACUGCGUCACCUAGAGCUACAGGUGACUACUGCACACUCCUGGCGGGAAAAGGCCUCCAAGACCUUUCUCAAGAAGAACUCCUGCUACACUUUGCUUGAGGUGCUGUGCCCGUGUGCCGAUGCAGACUCUGACAGUGUCAAACGCACCAAGUGGCAGCGGGAGAAGGAGCCAGGCCUGUACAAAUCCGACACGGAGAGUCUGGGCCUGUCGGCACAAGACCUCAGGGACCCUGGCUCUGUUAUCCUGGCCUUCAAAGAGGGCGAGCAGAAGGAGAAAGCAGGAAUCCUACGCCUACGCCAGUCCAACGCCCAGAAGCCUGUGCCGUCGACACACAGCCCUCCUGGGGGCCAGUACUGUGUGUGUUCCCAGCCCCCAAGCCCUGCUAUGCUGCAGUGUGAACUGUGUCAGGACUGGUUCCACACCACCUGUGUGGCUUGGCCCCGCCUGGGCAACCCCCGGCCCGCUCCCGCAUGGUGGGAGUGGGAAGCAAAGUUCCUCUGCCCGCUGUGCCAGCGCUCUCGCCGGCCCCGCCUGGAGACUAUUCUGGCUCUGCUUGUGGCCCUGCAGAAGCUGCCUGUGCGAUUGCCCGAGGGUGAAGCCCUGCAGUGCUUGACCGAGCGAGCCAUUACAUGGCAGGACCGUGCCCGCCAGCUUCUAGCCUCCUCCGAUGUAGCAGCUGCCCUAGAACGUUUGGCAGGGCUGCGGCAGCGGCUGCUUGGGGACUCCACGAAGGAAGCAGGUGCGCUUAAGGAGAGCAGCUGUAAUGAACAGACCAAGGUUUCCUUGGAAAAUGGAGACUCCACAGCUCCGGAGAAGAACAGCUCCUGUGCCUCAGACCUGGAGACCCUCUGCUCAUACCUGCCACAGCUGCAGGGCCCUGUGUUGGAGUUGCCAGAUGCCAUCCGUCUGCCCUUGGAAGAGCUGCUAAUGGAGGGAGACCUUCUGGAGGUGACGCUAGAUGAGAGCCAGAGCAUCUGGCGCCUCCUGCAGGCUGCCUGUGACCCCCAGCUUGACAAAUUUCGCCAGCUGCUAGAUCUGGAGCAGGCAGAGCGACACGGCACCCGUGGACGAGGCCGGGACUCGGAGCGACGGCGGAAGCGCAAGACGGAGCGUGGCGACUACCCACCCCUGCCCAAGGAGGAAUUAGAGCCAAAGAAGAUCCGAGGGGCAGACCCAGCGCUGCCCCAGGGUGGGGCUCCCCCUGUGGCAGGCACAGAUUGCAGUCACAAUGGAGUUGGGCAAUUGUGACAGCUAGAAGAUGCCUGGACUUCCCCUUCCUGGACUAUACUGCACUGCAAGGGACUCUGGCAGCCCCAUGUCACCCUGUCGGUUUGACUAGCACUCUGCAUGGUGGUGGGGGGGUGCGGGCAGCCCCAGAAGCUGGGGGCUGCAACUCCUCUCCUCCCCGCUCCACCCAGGACUCAGCACUGGCCCUGCAUCAGACUAUUUUCAGAUGAUGUAAUAUUUCUUUUCCUUUUUCCUCCUUUUGUAUUGUUGAUACCUCGGCAGGGGGAGGCAUUGCAGGGGUCACGAUGAGCGCCAACACGCAGGGCCAACCUGUUCCCUUUGGCAGAAGCAGCAGAGAGAGCACCCCACUACGGCUGUAAGGCCUGUAGCCUGAGGCGGACCUGUUGUGGGUGGCAGCAGGGUGUGCUGGGAAUCUCCCUCGCUCCUUAUUUCAGGCAGCAAAAAGGAGCCAGGUGCCCUCAUGAGGGCAGUACCCUGCUCCUUGUACCAGCAUUCCCUGUAUAGAACAGGGAUAGCGCCUCCUGUUGGACAGAGAGGCAGAUCUCCUCCAGACACCCCCCUCCUCGGACAGCUGUUGGGUUUUGUAGGAAUGGGGGCAACCACUUUGUUCUUUGGGGUGGUGGAAAAGGCAAGGAAUCUUCUAGGUCCACUCCAGCCUCUACUCUACCUUUCCCUUCCCACCCCCAAAUCAUGGACCCUAUGCUGCCUCAGGCUCUGACACUAAAGUCUUUUGUCUUUUUCUCUUUUUAGUGUUUUUUCCUUUAUUUUCUCCAGCAGGGUUAGGGUGGGCUGUUGGGGGUAAGGGAAGGGUGUGUUAUUUUAUUGUAUUAUGAUUUUUUUAUUAUUAUUAAACUUUGGAGGUUA